AGGAGGCAUUGUUUACAAACAGAUAUCUCCGUAAGUGAAAUUUUACUCCACAGUUAAUUAAUGAUUGGAAAAUUCACAGUGUGAAAUGAGUUCGAUUGCCGAAAUAAACGCUGUAAGGGUAAAAGUGUGUCUGGAAGAAAAUCCGGAAGACAUCCGUCGUUUUGUGAUUGAUCCGAACAUUACAACGUACAAUGACUUGUGUAAAUGGAUUCAGCGAGCGUUUUAUGUCCAAAGGCAUGUAGAAAUCUUCUACAGACUUUUAAGGAGAGGUCGCCUGACAAACACUGCAAUUACAUCCGACGACGACCUUCACGAAGCGAUAAUGGCAACAACAAAUUCUCCCUACCUUGAAAUUGCGACUCGUGUCGUGGACGGACCUAUCGUGGAAAACAAUAGCAAUGAUUGGAUAGUACUGAAUGCAUUUGAUAUUCCCAUGAUAAAAGACAUAAAAUCAUUUGGUAAUAAACUCACCCUACCCAUUGCAUCUGCCUUACGGAAACGCUUUGAGAGCACGUUCUACCAGAUAACCAGCGCAUUCGUUGACACAACGCGCAAGACUCCGCUGGGUGUUGACGAUUGGUCGACGCACCUCGACGACGAUGGCCGCUUGAUGAACCCCAAAGAUUUGUGGGUGAUUGUUUUCAACUGGGGGAUCGAACCUCAAUUACGGCAUUACGUGUGGAAACAUCUCCUGAACGUUUUCCCGGAUUUGACUCAAACAGAACGAGAAAAAUUCUUGGCGAUGAAAUGUAAGGUGUACUGGAAAAUGCUAGCCUCGUGGAAAAGAGAAGAUCAAUUGUCAAAAACCAAAUCCCUCAGAGACAUGGUGUGGAAGGAUGUCACCCGUACAGAUAGGACUUACCCAUACUUCGAUGUCCCUGACGACCACGAUCAUCUGACGUCAUUGUUCAACAUAUUGGUCACUUACGCCGUACUUAACCCGGAUGUGUCGUACGCGCAAGGCAUGAGCGACCUAGCCUCUCCGCUGAUGGUUGUCAUGGACGAUGAGGCCGUGGCGUUCACCUGUUUUUCAGCGCUCAUGGCGCGCUGUAAGAAACACUUUCUUCCAGACGGCAAGGCGAUGUCUUUAAAAUUUGACCAUCUCACGCAAUUGGUGCAGAAAUUUGAUCCAGAGCUGUACAAGUGUCUGUUAAAGGUUGAUGCAGAUGACAUGUUUUUUUGUUAUCGAUGGCUUGUUCUUGAUCUCAAACGUGAGUUUCAAUUUGACGAUGCCCUUUGGAUUAUGGAAGUCAUUUGGAGUUCUUUACUGCCCCCACCUCCUAAAGAUAUACUCCAGUCUCCAAGCACCGAGACGUUUAACACAACGAAUAACCUCUGCAAUAACUCCAGUGCAAUCUUGCGUUCAGAGGGUUACAACUCGUUACCAUACUCUUAUCACUCGCUCGUGUACGCAAACGACGACGAAAAUUUUACUGAUGAAGCGGAAUGUUCACUAGUAAACCUGAACGAUUUUGACGGGAAACUGGAAUUGCUUAGUUUACCAGAUCCUUAUCAUUUAGGCGACGGAAAUCCGUUCGUUUUGUUUAUAUGUCUCGCCAUUCUUAUGCUAAAUCGCGAACGGGUUUUUCAAGAGCAGGACUACAACUCUUUAGCGUCGUCUUUCGACAAAAAAGUACGGAAAAACGACGCCUUGAAGGUGUUGACAAAAGCGAGGAAACUUUUCUCCCAGUAUCUGCAACAUUGCGAACUUGUUGACAACAACGAAUUUGUUUCGUUACAAAAGACGAGCAAAACAAAAGAAAAAGAACUAUCGUUGUCGAAGGAGACUUCGUCCUCGAAAGACGCUUCUUCGUCGUCCUCGUGGUUCGACGAUAAUUCGUGUGCAAUUGUGAAGAAGUCGAGCCUAGAGAUACAAUGUUAAUGGCCACACGCCAUGCCGUCGACUUCCAGGAUAAUAGUAAAGAAUGGUUCGGCAUUGCCGUUCAUGUUUGAGAAUGCUGUGUAUUUUAAACUUUCCAAUCAUUCACUUUUACUUUACACUUUGGCAAUGAUAACUUCAAAUUUCUCUGAUAGAAAUGAACAAAUUCACGGCAGUCGCCAUUCACGGCAGGAUAAAGCAUUGUUCAAGCAAAGGAGGAUUAAUUCACGAAUCAACUUCACUGAUAAAUGACCUACGCUCUAACCAUUAAAAAGUUAUAUAUUUUUCA
This is a messenger RNA of Xenia sp. Carnegie-2017, 2168 nucleotides long. Its product is annotated as TBC1 domain family member 25-like. NCBI's taxonomy places the organism in Eukaryota, Metazoa, Cnidaria, Anthozoa, Malacalcyonacea, Xeniidae. The record is from RefSeq and is a predicted model, not a curated record. Gene Ontology annotation, molecular function: GTPase activator activity. Gene Ontology annotation, biological process: activation of GTPase activity.